This is a messenger RNA of Cladocopium goreaui, 2034 nucleotides long. The record is from the annotation of a GenBank genome assembly. NCBI's taxonomy places the organism in Eukaryota, Dinophyceae, Suessiales, Symbiodiniaceae.
AUGGGCCUGUCCUUCACGAAGAUUUGGACGCGAUUAGUUGGCAAACAGGAUCGCAAGAUCGUGAUGGUGGGUUUGGAUGCAGCGGGUAAGACCACGGUCUUGUACCAGUUGAAGUUGCAGGAGGUGCUGAUGACCAUCCCAACCAUAGGCUUUAACGUGGAGACGGUGGAGUAUCGGAACAUCCGCUUCACUGUUUGGGACAUUGGAGGUCAAGAUAAGAUCCGUUCCCUUUGGAAACACUACUUCCUGGGUGCACAUGGAGUGAUCUUUGUGCUCGAUAGCUCCCUGGCGCUGCAGUUGCGCUUGGAAGAGAUGGGGAAUUUCCCAGACAUGGAGAUUUUAGCCACCAAAAGCUCUGACCGCAAGCGAGUUCAAGAAGCUCGGGAGGAACUGUGGAACAUGUUGCGAGACACCGAGCUGGAGCAGGCGGCAUGUUUGAUCUUGGCCAACAAGCAGGAUCUGCCAGAGGCCAUGAGCUGCAAAGAGGUCGCCGAGGAGCUGCAGCUGCACGAGCUGCGCAGUCACCGGGGACGACACCAUGUGCAGCCCACGAGCGCGGCCCAUGGUGCGUUGGGUGAUCCCUUCGGGCCCAAGAAAGCCGCCCUGGGGAGGUCGUUCGAGGGGCUGCCGGAAUUCGUACAACAGGAAGCCGACUGGAAUGCGCGGCACCAUGUCCUGCACUCGUCGGCGAACCACGAGUUUCACGAGUCCGACAAGGAGUAUUUCUCCAUUUUCCUGGCAGCAAGGAACAAACGCGUGGGGCUUUGCCGAAGCGGCAGAAUGGCAUCACAGCACACCUUUUCCCUUAUAGGCUUCCAGGAGAGCCAAGCGGUGCGGCAGCAAAAGCGGCAGUGGGGCAAACGAGGGGCCGAUGACCCGGAGACAGCAGCAGAGAAGAUCUUGAGGCCGGAUGAUGUGGUGCGCGUACCCGAGGUUCCAGGUAGCACCCUGAUGGUUCCGAGUGUCCUCUAUCAGAUGGUUCCACCGCUUUGUAACAUGUUUGCCAUUGACCUCCAUGGCACGACCUGCACCUUCUCCUUGCCUUCCCGUCCGCCCGCUCGCCGCGCCCCACGGAACGUGCCGGUGCCGGGCGCGCCAAGAGCGCGUGGCGCCGCGGGAAGAGAAGAGGGGCAAUAUGGGAAGAGCGACUACCUCUAUGGGGUCUAUCCCGUGCUCUUGGCGCUCCGUGCGAAGAAGCGCAAAUUCAAGCGACUCUGGGUACAGGGCACAGCAGGUCCCACGACAUUGGAGAAGAAGGAUACGGAGGCGCGUUCUGAAAUCCUCCGCCGCAGCCGCGAGUUGGGUGUGCCCACGGUGACGCAAAUUCAGCGACAAUCAAUCCUCGACUACUACUCGGACCAAAGACCCCAUCAAGGUUUGGUGCUAAAGUGCAGCCCUGCCUAUGUCCGGAAGAUCGAGGAUCUGCCAAGCCCUAGAAGGGGCGCCAUAUGGCUUGCUUUGGAGGGGAUUACGGACCACAUGAAUUUGGGUUCUUUGUUGAGAUCUGCCGCAUUUUUUGGUGUUGAAGGUGUGAUCUGCGAGAGGGGCUGUGCAAAGUAUACGCCCGUAGCAGCAAAAGCCUCUGCCGGUGCAGGUGAGAUGAUUUCCCUGUUCCAAGUGAGAAAGAUGCAAAGCCUACUGCCCAGGGCCCGAGCGCAGGGCUGGUGUGUGUUGGGAGCUGCAUUGCCAGAUGCAGAGAGUCAGGUUGCUUUCAGUCCCUUGGACGACUUCGUCGCUGAAUGCAACGAUGACCACGCGGAGGCUGUGGUACUGCUCCUGGGCCCCGAAGGGCCGGGACUCCGGGCAGAGCUGAAGGAGUGUUGCGAUCGGUUGGUGGGCAUCAGUCGCGUGGGCGACAGUGGUGAUGGCUUGGACUCGCUGAAUGCCGGGGUGGCCGCAGGAGUCUUCCUGCACGCCCUCCGGCAGGCUCUGCCGCGGCCAGGUUGACAUGAAGCACCGCAGUUGGCAGAAAAGGGAUGCAGCUGGUGCAGUGUAAUGACCGAUGGUCACUAAGGUGCUACCCCAGAAGUACUU